AAGGAAGGAAGCAGGACGAAAACUUUAAGAGGAGAGAGAAAAAAAAAACGCUACGUGUUACAAAUCAAACACAGCUAUGUAUACGGAAGAGAUAGCUAAGACAGAUUUUUUUUUUUUAAAAAUGCGUACAAUUACUCUAUAACUUUCCCAAACAACACAAAACACCCAACUCCAAACUCAUUAUUACUAAGGGGGAGAAUUUUUUUUUUAUUUUUUUUGUGAGAUUGGAAAAAAUGGAGGAAUUGGAAAAGAAUAAUAUUACUAGUAUCAAGGAAGAAGAAGCAGAAGAAGAAAUUGAUAAUAGUUUUGUACCUGUUUAUCACUCUUUUUCUUUAAAAAAUUCUCAUUCUCAAGUUCUUUCUGGUGGUGGUGGUGGUGAUUAUUUGUCGAUUUUAGAAUCCAAAGAUGGCGAUUUUCUUCUCUCUCCUACCGGAGCUCAGGUGAAAGUUUCGGAACUUGAGGGAAAAGUUGUUGGCCUUUACUUUUCAGCUAACUGGUAUUCACCAUGUACGAAGUUUACAAACCUGCUAGUCAAUGUGUACCAGCAGCUUAAGGAAUGCAGCAAUAUCAAUCUCGGUUUCGAAAUCGUGUUUGUUUCGUCUGAUGAAGACUUAAAUGCCUUCAAUACUUAUAGGUCAUCAAUGCCUUGGCUUGCAAUUCCUUUCUCUGACUUGGAAACAAGGAGAGCCCUUACCCAAAAAUUUGAUGUCGAAGGUAUCCCUUGUUUGAUAAUUCUACAACCUAACGAUAACAUAUUAGACGCUGCAGUUAUUAAAGACGGAGUUGAACUCGUGUAUCGAUAUGGAGUGCAAGCUUUUCCGUUUACCAAAGAAAGGUUGGACGAGUUACGAGAGAAGGAGAAAGAGAAACACGACAACCAAACCUUGAGCAAUUUGCUAAUACACGAUGCCAGAGAUGUUCUUUUGGGACAUCCUAGUCCUAAACAAGUGCCUGUUGGUACUUUAAAGGGGAAAACAGUUGGACUCUAUUUCUCAGCACAAUGGUGCAUUCCUGCGAAAAAAUUUAUGCCGAGGUUAAUUUCAGUCUACAAAAAGAUUAAGCAGCAGCUAGAGGGAAAGGCGGAUGAAGAUUUCGAGAUAGUAUUUGUAUCAAGUGACCAUAACCAAGUGGAGUUCGCGUCGUAUUUUGAGACCAUGCCGUGGCUAGCAAUCCCAUUUGAUGAUCCAACAAUCAAAGCUCUAGCUAAGUAUUUUGAUAUCCGAGGGAUUCCAAGCCUAGUGGUAUUGGGCCCUGAUGGUAAAACGGUGACCAAACAAGGUAGGAGCCUCAUCAACUUGUAUAAAGAGAACGCUUACCCAUUCACAAAGACCAGAGUAGGCAUAUUAGAGAAGCAAAUGGAUGAAAUAGCAAAAGGCCUUCCGAAGACUGAAAAUCAUUCGGGCCAUAAGCACGAGCUCACUUUAGUACCAGAAGGCCAUGGAGGUGGAGCUUUUAUCUGUUGUGAUUGUGAUGAACAGGGCUAUGGAUGGGCUUAUCAAUGCCUUGAGUGUGGCUAUGAGGUACACCCCAAGUGUGUGAAACCCGUGCGCCGUGACCCAGACAGCUAAGUUAUUGGGCUGAUCUUAGGUUCUUACAUGUUUAGAGAUAAAUACCAUAUGUAUAAUUGGGUAUAAUGUGUGACUUAUUGACUGACAGGUUAUUGUGAAUUUUUAAUGGGCCUCUGUUUAUGGUUUUCACAACUUGUAGUUGUUGAUUUGAGCAGUCAUCAGAUAUGAGCCCAUGGAAAAAUCAUAGAUGUACAUAAAAAUGUUCUGUUACACACUAGGAUGAGUCACUAUCAUUAUUUCUGCAA
Messenger RNA from Solanum dulcamara, 1813 nucleotides. Its product is annotated as probable nucleoredoxin 2. NCBI's taxonomy places the organism in Eukaryota, Viridiplantae, Streptophyta, Magnoliopsida, Solanales, Solanaceae. The record is from RefSeq and is a predicted model, not a curated record. The coding region runs from base 234 to 1568 and encodes 444 amino acids. The transcript has 4 exons.